GCAGUGAUCCUUUGAGUGAGCCAUUUUUAUAUUCAUUUUCACGGGAAAGAAAACGAAAACAUCAUCAUGCCUGCAGGAGAAGAGCCCAAUGCCGCCUGGCCCAUCGCCGACGAGGCCUUGACCCAGAACUUGCUGGACCUUGUCCAGCAGGCUUCUCACUACCGCCAGUUGAAGAAGGGUGCUAACGAAGCCACCAAGACCCUCAACCGCGGAACUUCCGAGAUUGUCAUCCUGGCUGCCGACACCUCUCCCCUGGCCAUCCUCCUUCACCUGCCUCUGCUUGCUGAAGAUAAGAACAUUCCGUACGUGUACGUCCCCAGCAAGCUCGCCCUGGGCCGUGCCACCGGUGUCUCCCGUCCUGUGAUCGCCGCCAGUAUCACUACCAACGAGGCUAGUGACCUUAUGGGCCAGAUCCGCACCAUCAAGGACAGGGUUGAGCGUCUCAUGAUCUAAGGGAAUAUAUGGUUGAUGAUGGGUCUUUUGGUUUUGUUGUCUAUGUCGCUGUUUUGGGGUAUAGGCGGCAAGGCUGGUAGAAGGCCUUUGCUCCAAUUGGAUUGAAUCUUUCCCAUAAAUUCUCCGUGCGUUACGUAUAGUCGGUGUACUUCUUCGUACUCGUAUACAAUACUUUGCUUGUAUACUUGACCCGGUUCAUCUACCUACGGGUCAAGUUACACAUAGUUGUACAACUUUCUUGAAAUAACGCAAAAAGAACACAUGAAUCAAAGCCACCAAUUGACAACCAACAUAGUCAAAGUGCAAAAACAGAUAGGCU
This is a messenger RNA of Aspergillus glaucus CBS 516.65, 772 nucleotides long. RefSeq lists its product as uncharacterized. Gene Ontology annotation, molecular function: RNA binding. NCBI's taxonomy places the organism in Eukaryota, Fungi, Ascomycota, Eurotiomycetes, Eurotiales, Aspergillaceae. The record is from RefSeq and is a predicted model, not a curated record. Gene Ontology annotation, biological process: ribosome biogenesis; mRNA splicing, via spliceosome; maturation of SSU-rRNA. The coding region runs from base 67 to 453 and encodes 128 amino acids. Gene Ontology annotation, cellular component: precatalytic spliceosome; box C/D methylation guide snoRNP complex; small-subunit processome. The transcript has 4 exons.